AUGGCCCCUGACCAGUAUGCAGGCUUCGCCCAACCCAUCGACCGCGCUCUGGGCCUUCGACGAGUUAACAGUCCAAGACAUGCACUCCUUGAACUCACGCACGUCGAGAACGCUCUGCCGGCCAUGAACGUCCUCGACGACCCCGUCAUCACCCUGCCGAUCCUCAUGGAGGCGUGGAUGCAGGGCUUCCUACAAAUGGCUAUCAUCACCCAGGCGGUAAUGUACUAUUACAACCCGCUGGGCGACAAAUUGAGCCAGAGGUCGUAUGUCGGGGCGCUGGUCGUCCUCGCUGCCACGCAAACCGGACUCGCGCUCUUCAAAGCCAUCCAUGUCAUCAUCCUCCGCCAGCCUUGGUCCGAAUGGCCCGGGUACUUUCUCGACGUGUUCCUCAAUGGGCUCAUAUGCAGUUUCUCCGAGGUGUGGUUGAUUCGCCGUUGCUGGAAGUCCACCAAGAAGAACAAGUGGGUCUUGCUCGGUCUUGGCUCAAUCGGACUAUCCACAUGCAUUGUCAAUAUAUAUCUCGGCAUCGACCUUGCAAUCAGUCGCGUAAGGGGUGGGGUGGUGUCCGACCCUUUGCGCAGUGACCGAUCGCCCGCUACCGUCUUUGCGUUUGAUUACUUCAUCUUUGCGUCUUUCGUGCUCGACGUGAGCAUGUCCGCCAUACUUGGAUGGAAUCUUUUCAGAGCCAGGGUUGGCGUCAAGUACUUGGACCAGACGCUCGUGCGAAUCAACCUCAUGAUCUGGGAGUCUGCGGUACUUCCUUGGCUAUCAAUGCUCGUCGCCGUUGGCUUGUACCAUGCUCGAGUGCAAAACCUACGCAACUUGGUUUUGCUCUUCCUCCUCUUGACCGGCAAGCUAUACAUACUCGGCAUCCUCCUCGCAUUGAACUCGCGCGAGUCCUAUCGUAAAGAUAUGGGCGAGAAUCAGCCACAUGGCCGGACGUCGCUCACGGGUUAUCAGUGGGACGAGGAGGCGACGCUCGGCGGUACCGCUCACAAUUCGCAAGAGCCAAAGCCUAAGGACGCUCGUGUUGAUAUUAGCAUUCAUGAAAUGCUCAGGUCGGGACCCGCAGAUUCGAUCUCGGUCAGAUCGUUUCUGCCGGAAAGCUCCGCUUCCUUGGCUCAGAAGCCUGCUUCUAUCGGUUCGAUCAAGCGCAAGCCUUUGCCCCCUACUCCCAAGGAAGACGAGGAUUUCGCACCGGUGAACAACUUUGGUUUCGCGCAUAUGGGCUCGCAAGACAUGGCGAUCGCGGAUGCGCUCCGUAUUGGGCCAGGUCCUGACGCAAAUGGUAGUCGUAAGGCGUCCACUCAGGUCGACCCACUUGACUGGCCUCUGUCUUCUUUCGUGCGUGACGGGCCAAGCCGCUCGGACCUUGACGCACCAGCGCCCGUCAUUGUCAAGCAGACCUCCGAGCCCCGCGGUUUCAUAGCUCUUCCUCCCGUUGAGCUCGGGGCUCGAUCAUUGUCCAUCGGCUCUAGCUCGUUUGAUAUGGAGCCAUGCACGAGCUGUACGUCAGCGGAGAUCGCAGAGUCCAGUACGUUAUACUCUAGGCGCGCGCGACGCGACGCGGUUUCGGGCGAAAGCAUCGGAGAGUUGCAUACUAGUAUGCCUACUUAA
Peniophora sp. CBMAI 1063 is the source of this 1617-nucleotide messenger RNA. The record is from the annotation of a GenBank genome assembly. NCBI's taxonomy places the organism in Eukaryota, Fungi, Basidiomycota, Agaricomycetes, Russulales, Peniophoraceae.